Molecule: messenger RNA, 783 nt
Organism: Phaeodactylum tricornutum CCAP 1055/1
Lineage: Eukaryota; Bacillariophyta; Bacillariophyceae; Surirellales; Neidiaceae
Exons: 1
Coding region: 1-783 (260 amino acids)
Source: RefSeq, a predicted model, not a curated record
AUGGCUCCACGAGUUGAAUUACCCCCGUCUUCUGCAAACACCCCAAACACGCAAUCGGAAGAGGAGACGAGACCGAAUUCAAGUGAAAAACAGGAUGUUACUGGAAAUAUAAUUGCAGAGCAGCAAUAUCAGUCCAUGCCACGACCAGAUACUGCGUACGGGUCAUCGCCGGCUUUGGGUCCAUACGAACCCAUUUCAUCUUCGAUGUACAACAGUGGUGGGUUUGGUCUUGGCAGCGGCAUGUACGGCGUGGGGGCUGGGUAUGGCGGAAUGGGAAUGUAUGGUUCUUCCUACGGGAUGAUGUCUCCCGGUAUGGGAAUGGGCGGUCCCUUCAAUGGUUUGAACCAAUUUCUAUUCGGCAUGCAAAGCGUUUUAUUUUCGCUCAGCCAGGCCAUUCAGAUUGUGAGCAUGAACACGCAAACUUUUAAUCAGCUUUUUGAAUCUGCGACGUCAAUGUUCGAUCAUGCGAUUGAAACUUUUCAUGAGAUGCGAUCGAUUGAAUCCGCCUCGAGAGAAUCUGAAUCCGAAGAAAUGAAGAAGCGACGGCGAAGGUUACGGGCGUUGCGGUGGGCCAUAGUGACUGCUGUCACUAUAGCAGGAUACAAAAUUAUUCGGCGUCUCGCUCGAAAGCGUGGACGUCAAGAACAUCCCAUAUUGAUGCAGAAUGCCUUUCAACCUGGUGGUAGCAUGGCACAGCCGUACCAUGGUAUGAGUUCCCACGUGCAGCAACGUCCUUACAGCGACCAAUGGGGUGGUGGGAUGAAUGGUGCGCAAUUUUACUAA